Messenger RNA from Cajanus cajan (pigeon pea), 2068 nucleotides. Its product is annotated as PI-PLC X domain-containing protein At5g67130. Gene Ontology annotation, biological process: lipid metabolic process. Gene Ontology annotation, molecular function: phosphoric diester hydrolase activity. The record is from RefSeq and is a predicted model, not a curated record. NCBI's taxonomy places the organism in Eukaryota, Viridiplantae, Streptophyta, Magnoliopsida, Fabales, Fabaceae.
UAAACUGGUUACUUUAACUCGGUCUUAGUUAACGAGCUCCAGUGCGCCAACCACUUUUUGUUGGUCUUUGAACCCAAGACUUGGAUCAUCGCACAGUCAAAUCCCGUGUUUGGCUUGUAAGUUUGAACCUCGUGGCUCCGCAGGUCCACCUUCUAGGUUGUGCAGUAGUGUAGCCAUGUGGUCGCAUUGCGCCAAAUGCAGAGCCCCUGCACCUGCCAUCACGCUCCUCUUAGUGCCACUCAUUUGUUCCCUCUUCUUCACCGCUUCCGCCACCUGCUCCAACGCCAAUUGCCAGGUUCUAGAAGCAUGUUCUGCAGCCACGGAUUGUGGGCCGGGUCUCUUCUGUGGCAAUUGCCCCGCUUUGGGCCUGAAGCAACCCAUCUGCACCAGAGGCCAACCCACUCUUCCUACAUCCAUCGUAAAUGGGUUGCCCUUCAACAAGUACACGUGGAUAGUGACCCACAAUUCCUUCAGCAUCGUCGACGCACCGCCUUUGCCCGGUGUUCAGAGACUAACGUUUUACAAUCAAGAAGACUCUGUCACUAACCAGUUGAGGAAUGGAGUGAGGGGGCUCAUGUUGGACAUGUACGACUUCCAGAAUGACAUUUGGCUCUGUCAUUCAUUUCAUGGGCAAUGCUACAACUUCACUGCAUUUCAACCAGCGAUAAAUACUUUGAAAGAAGUGGAGACAUUCUUGACGGAAAAUCCUAGUGAGAUUGUCACCAUCAUAAUUGAAGACUAUGUGCACACUCCAAAGGGUUUGACUAAUCUGUUCACUAGUGCUGGACUGGAUAAGUAUUGGUUUCCUUUGUCCAAGAUGCCGAAAAAGGGUAAUGAUUGGCCCACUGUGACUGAGAUGGUUCAAGCAAAUCACCGACUUGUUGUUUUCACUUCCGAUGCUUCAAAGGAAGUGGGUGAAGGAAUAGCUUAUCAGUGGAAGCACAUGAUCGAAAACGAGUCUGGAGAUCCUGGAGUGCAGCAAGGUUCUUGCCCGCAUAGAAAAGAAUCAAAGGCCUUAAAUUCUAAAAGCCAAUCACUUUUCCUGAUGAAUUACUUUCCAACAUAUCCAGUUGAAGCUGACUCGUGCAAAGAGCAUUCAACUCCACUUGCUGAGAUGGUCAAUACAUGUUACAAAGCUGCAGGGAAUUUGCUGCCCAACUUUGUAGCUGUUAAUUUUUAUAUGAGGAGUGAUGGAGGUGGUGUUUUUGAUAUUGUGGAUAAAAUGAAUGGCCGCACUUUGUGUGGGUGUAGUACAGUCACAGCUUGCCAGGCAGGUGCACCCUUUGGGUCUUGCAAGAAUAUUACUGUACCUAGUACAAGUCCAGUGACUAAUACGGCCGGAAGCGUUACUGGAUCUGUUCAAUUUUCUAAAUCAGCUUCAUCUGUCCAUCAUCCGAAUUGUUUGCUUCUUGUUGUCUUUUGCUUCCUGCAAAGUCUUGUUGCAGCUGUGAUGACUAAGCACUGUUGUAUAACUUUUGCAAUCUAGUCUUUCAAGAGGAUCUCUUGUAUCUUGACAUGUACACUGCAGUGUUGUAUCAAGCUGUGAAAUGUCAUGGAACUGUAGCUAGGUUAGAAAAAUUAGAUAGACUGGUUCUUGUUUCUUGCUGAGGCUAUGUUCAAGGAUCUGUGAAGUCAUUUGAGUUGAUAGUCAAGAGAGAUCAAGAAUUUAUCUGGAGCUAAAAGUAGUUCAGAUGACUUCUCUGAUUAUAUCUACCUUGCCCGUCAAAUAGUUUUAAUCAAUUUGGGUUUCUUGCUUCCGUUGAAGAUCUUUUCAUGGUCAAACAUUCGUGAACUAUUUUGCUCAGAAGUCCUUUGAAGGAAUAUCGAAGACUAUGAUAGUUAUAAUCGAAGACUAAUACGAGUUAUACAAUUCGAUGUUUCUGUCAUGCUUUUUACUGUAUGUGGAAAUCCCACGUCUUGCAAUGAAUUGUGAUUAUGAUGUUGACAUCGUUUCCCUGAUUUGAAACAAUUCUUUUGGUCUUUCAACUGUGUAAAUUGUUGGUGAAUUUGUGUAUUUUGUUUUAACAUCUAUAUUAACAAAUUUAGUGCUAGUGCAGUUUUUUUUUCC